Messenger RNA from Thyridium curvatum, 3456 nucleotides. RefSeq lists its product as uncharacterized. The record is from RefSeq and is a predicted model, not a curated record. Bases 1 to 3456 code for a protein of 1151 amino acids. Gene Ontology annotation, cellular component: extracellular matrix. The transcript is spliced from 2 exons. NCBI's taxonomy places the organism in Eukaryota, Fungi, Ascomycota, Sordariomycetes, Thyridiales, Thyridiaceae.
AUGGAUGAACGGCGGUCCAACAUUCCGAGGCCCAGCGCCAUCCCACGGCCUGCCUCUUCAAAACUUCCUCUUCCGAAACCCUCGACUGCCAGAUCUAUUGCCUCCAAAGAGAACCUGGUCGACCCGAGCGAACUGCAGCUCCCCAAGCUCCGAACCCAACCCUCCCGCGACCGCCUCGGCGGCCAGACCACGACUGCCAUUCGCAAGAAGGUCUCGGUCGAUUCGUUCAGGACCCGGCCACAGCCAGCGACCCGCCCAAUACUCGCAACAAGCACCUCCAAUCGAACAAGUGAUGUCGGCGUCUCCACGCGACAGUCGUACGGGGCCCCAUCUGUGAGGAGGCAGUCCUCGCGACCUGUGCUUUAUGAGGACGAGGAAGUAUACGAGGACAGACAAUCAGUCUCGCAGCCGGGAGGGAGUGUUGCUGCUGAGGCGACCAGACCGAAAGCCUACAAACCCCGUCCUUCUCUAUCAGAAAGAACAAUCGAGACUUUGUCCCAGCUGCCGUCCUCUCCGGCGUUGUCGAAGAGGCCUUCGGCAUUCUUCGACCAAGAUGGCGAAAUGCGACCUCCCUCGCGGCCGGGCAGCCGUGACUCUCGACCCGGCUCCAGUCACCGUUCAGACAGUUCUGUUCGGUCAUGGUCAAGGACACAGAGCAGACCCGGGUCCAGCUCAGGCCAGGAGGAAGGCGGUUUUGGAUUUAGGGCCUCCACCAAUUCCUACAGGCGGCCCCCUUCCCCUGUGGAUGAGUCGCCCAUGCGGAAGUCCGUCUCCCACUCUUCCCGCUUUAACACACCGUCAUCUCGACCGGCUGCGCGGAGCACAAGCCGGCCGUCAUCGUCCAGAUACCAGACGCCAUCCAUACCUCAGUCGAGAUCUCCUAGCCCUGAAAAGCGCGUUACACCCUUACAGUACGGCUCGAAGACGGUGGGGCCCCGAUCUGUCAGGUCAAGGCCUUCUUUGAAUGGUCUGUUUAGGAAGCCUUCCAUGCCAUCAUUGGCCAAAACGUCUGCCACCGCCAUCUCGAAAACCCAACCGAGAGACGACUCCCCUUCAAGGCCUGCAAGAACCUCACAGCUCACGCCAGCUCAUGCCCGCCCGGCAGCCCGAAAGGGCUCGUUGACCUCUCACCGUUCGUCCGUCUCCGCGGAGGAUGCCUCCGGUGCCUCAACAGUGUCGACAGCUUUGACCGCAGAGUCCACUUCGCCUGUAUCCUCUAGCCGGAAGUCUUCUGCUGCCCUGCGAGAACAGAUCGCGAAGGCCAGAGCAGCCAAGCGCGCCGUAACGCAACAAGUCUCCUCGCCUGUCGCGCCCGAAGCAGACGCGAGCGAGAUCUCGGUCGUGCCUACAGACAACACUUUUGAUUUCGGCUUGUCCCAGGAUCCUUUUGGUCAAAAGAAGGAUGACAAGUCGCAGUCCAAAGCCAUCCUGGCCAGAGUCUCCGCUGCUCGCACAACCGGUCGCCUUAACAUUGCGGCUAUGGGCUUAAGGGAAAUUCCACCCCAAGUGCUCAACAUGUAUGAUCUCGAGUCCAUGGGCAAAUCAGAUGGCUCCUGGGCCGAGAGCGUCGAUCUCACCAGAUUUGUCGCUGCGGACAACGAGAUUGAGAUGAUCGAGGAGUCCAUCUUUCCCGACAAAGAGCCUGAUGAGUUCGACGACACCGAGGACAAAAAGGGCAACAUCUUUGCCGGACUGGAGACUUUGGACCUGCAUGGGAACAUGUUGAUCUGCCUGCCUAUGGGCUUGAGACGUCUUCAUCAAUUGACAUCCCUGAACCUGUCUCAAAAUAGGAUAACCAAUAACGCUCUCGAAGUGAUUUCUCAAAUCACAUCUCUGAGAGAUCUCAAGCUGGGGGGCAACCUCUUCUAUGGCCCGUUGGAUCCUUGCUUCGCCAACCUCGAGAAUCUGGAGAUCGCCGACCUCCACGGUAACAAUAUCUCCGCUCUGCCGCUCAACAUCGAGAACAUGGCCAAGCUUCGCAUUCUCAACAUCAGCGAAAACAACUUCGAGUCGAUGGUAUUUGAGCCGUUGUCCAAAUUGCCUCUUACGGAGCUUUUGCUGCGCAAGAACAGACUGAGUGGCGUCCUGAUUGAAGAUGCGGUUGAUGGCUUCACCAAGCUCACCAGCUUGGAUGCCUCGUCUAACCAAAUCACCCAUGUCACAUCUUCUGGGCGGGAAACGCCCUUGCAGAUGCCAGCCUUGCAGCAGGUCCUGCUGUCAAUGAAUCGACUCCAAGAACUGCCGGAUAUCUCGUCUUGGGCUAGCUUGGUCACCUUGACUGCGGAUGAGAACCAGAUCAACGAGGUGCCCGAAGGCUUCACUGGCCUAGACAAACUGCGCCAUGCCGACCUGUCCAGCAACGACAUCAGAGUUAUCCCUCCAGAGGUUGGUUGUAUGGACAACCUAGGCAUGCUGAGACUCAGUGGCAAUCCUCUCCGGGACAAGAAGUUUAGCACUGCGACGACGGAUGAGAUCAAGGCAACACUUGCCGCCCGUUUGGAGCCGGCAAUUCCAGAAGAGCUAACCACUGUGGAAGACUCUCCUGCGCCUGUCAUGAAUGCGGUGGAAGCCCAGAAAGACCUACACAUGAAGCCAGCACAGACGGGCCACCCCGAGGAUGAAGACUACGCUUCAGAUAUGGACCAUUUCGCCACGCCACCAACUUCGGCUCCACAAUCGCCCGUUCGUUCUCGUUCGCACACGGUCUCCAACCAGACUUGGCCGGUUAAACAAGGGGGCGUUCUGGACCGGACAGGCACGCAGUCAUCAGCAUUACACCCCGUGAUUUCGUCGAGAGUCGCUUCUGAGCAUACCGUUCGCGAAGUACUGCUUCAGCGCAACCUAUUCAAUGCCAUCCCGGACUCCCUCUCUUUCUUUGCUGAUACUCUGACCAUUCUUUCCCUCGCGAACAACCAGCUGCUCGGCGAGUCUUACAUUGGUGGGGCAAGUGGCACAGAAGAGUUGGAACUGCCGGCUCUCAAAGAGCUCAUCCUAGCCACUAAUCAUAUCACCGGCCUGGUGCCUUUGACUAAUCAUCUUCGGGCCCCCAAACUGCAGAAGCUGGAUGUCAGCUUCAACCGUGUUUCAGCUCUUCCACCAGGUGGUGCUUUGAAGGCGGCUUUCCCCGAGCUUGUCAUCCUGCUUCUGUCCAACAACCACCUGGCCGAUUUGGACCCCGACAGUAUUAAGGGCAUGCGCAUUGUCGACGUCAUGAACAACGACAUAACGCACCUCAACCCCAGACUCGGCCUGUUGGGGGGUUCGGGUGGCCUGGAGCGCCUCGAGGUCACGGGGAAUAGGUUCCGCGUGCCGAGAUGGAAUGUCCUCGAGAGGGGAACGGAGGCCACACUGCGGUGGCUCAGAGGCAGAGUGCCUGUUGCGGAAAUGGCCGCCUGGAAAGGGAGGAGCUCUGGCUCCGAAGGCGAGGGCAGUGGCGGGGAUGGAGACUCGCCCUGA